Molecule: messenger RNA, 1201 nt
Organism: Exaiptasia diaphana
Lineage: Eukaryota; Metazoa; Cnidaria; Anthozoa; Actiniaria; Aiptasiidae
Exons: 1
Source: RefSeq, a predicted model, not a curated record
AUGGCAAAGCAAAGCGACAUUGAUUCUUGGCAACAUCUGCGCAACAUAAGCGUGCCAAAAUUAAAUGCGGAAAUAGGCCUGUUAAUCGGGAGCGACGUUCCGUCAGCGUUAGCACCCCUCGAGAUAAAACGCGGGAAGAAUGGAGGUCCUUAYGCAACCAGAACUCUCYUAGGAUGGUCUGUAAAUGGACCAUUGAAGAGAAAUGAACAAAAUGCUGAGCUUACCACGAACUGUUUGGACGCCGAAGRUUCAUUAACCAAGCAAUUUGAACGGUAUUGUAACCUAGAGUUCAGGGAUACAUCCAGCGAAGACCAAGUUGCGAUGUCGCAAAACGAUCACAAGGCACUUACAAUCAUGGAAAGCACAGUAAUACACAAGGAUAAUCACUACGAGAUCGCCCUACCGUGGAAGCAAUUUCCGCCUCACCUUGAAGACAACAAAUCCAUGGCUGAACGUCGCUUAAACAUACUGAAAGGAAAAUUCCAGAGGGAUUCCAAUACAUUUGACAAGUACAAAACCUUCAUUGAUGAYUUAAUAGUGAAGGACUACGCAAGACAAGUGACUCCAUCAGACGAAAGUCUCGUCCCUAUCUGGUAUCUACCGCACCACUCCGUGCAGCACCCACAAAAGCCUAACAAGGUAAGGGUGGUAUUUGAUUGCUCAGCGAAAUGGCGUGGAACUUCACUGAACGAUCAGCUGUUACAGGGGCCGGACCUUAYAAACUCUCUCGUCGGAGUAUUAACUCGUUUUAGGCAAGAACCGAUUUCACUAAUGACCGACAUCGAGGCGAUGUUCCAUCAAGUGAGGGUACGUCCUAGUGACUGCAACGCUCUUAGAUUUCUCUGGUGGCCAAAUGGUGACCUGAAUAGUCCGCCAGUAGACUAUCAAAUGAUGGUACAUUUGUUUGGAGCUACCUCAUCACCAAGCUGUGCAAAUUUUGCUCUGAAGAAAACCGCGAAGGACAAUGAGCAAGACUUCGACCCUAUCACAGUAGAAACAAUUCUAUCUAAUUUCUACGUCGACGAUUGUCUAAAGUCCGUGCCGACCAGUGAGGAAGCUAUCCGACUAGCUACGCAACUACGCGAGCUUCUCUCUAGAGGAGGUUUUCGACUAACCAAAUGGAUKUCGAAUGACAAAACCGUACUAGAAUCAAUCCCUGAGUCAGAAAGAGCUGCGCCCGUCAAGGACCUUGACUUUGACA